UUCAACUCCUUUCCACUCCAUCGAAAAACGCCAUUUCCUCUUUGUUUAUCCAAACACCCAAUUCUCUCUCUCUCUCUCUGUGGAGAGAAAGCAUGGUCUCAACUUCACUCUCAAUUCUCUCAUCUACAUCCUCGUUUCCCUCCAAUUCCAACGCUUACACCGAUGCUUCUUCCACUUCUACAAGUUUUAAAGUCAGGCCCUUUGAAUCAUCCACACGAAGCCUUAAAUUUCCCAAAGCCUCAAAGCUAGCUCCUUUCAAGGUCUUUGGUUCUUCUUCAAUCAACCCAAUUGAGGAUGGCUCGGCUGAGCAAUUUUUACGAAACAAUUCGAUUGCGGAUUUCAUGAGGUUCAAAAGGGGCGUUGAUGGAGGCACUGGGGAGUUGCAAACUGCGGUUGUUAGCUACAAAAAGAGGUUCCCUUGGUCGCUUUUGAGGCCUUUUCUUCAGGUUGAUUUGGUUUCGACAAUUCACAUCGCGGAUAAGGAGUACUUUGAGACCCUGCAAAAGGAACUUGAGUCCUAUGAUUGUGUCCUUUAUGAGAUGGUAACAAGCAGGGAGAGUUUAGAGAACAGAAGAAUCCUUGCCGCCACAAAAAGACUCAAAGUCAAAGGUUCACGCUCAAAAGGAUUUAACAUUCUGGGAUGCAUUCAGAGACAGAUGGCUCGAUUUCUGACGCUUGAUUUCCAAUUAGACUGUCUUGAUUACGAGUCUGAGAAUUGGUACCAUGCAGACCUCGACUUCGAGACUUUCCAAUUGCUUCAGCAAGAAAAAGGUGAAAGCUUCUUCACAUUUGCAAGAGACAUGACUGUUAGAUCCACGAAAGCUAUGAUUCAAACUGCUACAAUCCCAGAAGGCCUUGGUCCUUGGAGAUCUAAGCUUAAGUGGGCUGCACGCGUGCUUCCUAUGCCACUUGUCGGCCUUCUCAUUAUUGGAGGUGUCUGUGCAGACACGGGCAGUGAGGACUCAGAAUUUCCAGAAUUUGAAGCCUUGUCUAGGCUUGAUUUUGGUGCAGCAAUGAAGGUCUUCUUGGCAAAGAGGCUAACAUCCGAAUUCACGCAGGCUACGGCUGAUGUAGAAGAGAGCUCUGUGAUUAUUGGUGAGAGAAACAGAGCCGCCAUGGAUGCACUUAGAAAAGCAAUUGACGGUGGAAAUAACAGGAUUGCAAUACUAUACGGAGGGGGUCACAUGCCGGAUCUCGGGAGGCGAUUACAAGAGCUGGAGCUGAUCCCUACUCAGGCGCAGUGGAUAUCUGCGUGGUCCAUAAGAAAGCAGGAUUUGAAUAGCAGUUCCCUUCCAUUUCUGAAGAAAAUGGCUGAAGUAUCAGGUUGGCCUUUGAACCGCUACCAGACUUUGGCGUUGCUCAUAUUUUCCUCAGUGCUUGCAUUGGAUCUCUGGUUUUGGGAGCUCUUUUUUGGCACUGCUGUGAACUGGUCCUAUCAACUUGCUUCACAGGUUUCUGAAUAUAUUGAUAACUCAGGGAUGAGUUUGUAGAAUUGUCUCCCAGUCUCAUUGCUCUAAUUCUUUAUAUGUAAAUACCGUAAAAAGAAAAAAGAAAAAUCUCUGAUUGAGCUUGUGCAAUGUUUGACCAGGCCAAUACUGUAUGUAAAGAGCAAACUCAGACUGGUCUGCUCUUCUCCAAGCAAAGAUUAUUUUGAGAAUUGAAUUGUCGUUUGUUUAUAUAGUAGUUUACAAAA
Messenger RNA from Prunus mume (Japanese apricot), 1693 nucleotides. Its product is annotated as thermosome subunit gamma. NCBI's taxonomy places the organism in Eukaryota, Viridiplantae, Streptophyta, Magnoliopsida, Rosales, Rosaceae. The record is from RefSeq and is a predicted model, not a curated record.